AAGACAGUCACAGUUGACAGGGAAGUGAAUCAUAAUCUACACAAGAUGGCGGAUAAAUAUAGACAGGCGCUGGGUCAGAUUAUCAGAGAGCCGGGUAAUGGAGUUUGUGCAGAUUGUGGAACAGAACAUCCGUCAUGGGCAUCAUCCACAAUCGGGAUCUUCCUGUGUCAGGACUGUGCUGGGAUGCACCGGGCACUCAACAGCAUCAGCCGAGUCAAGUCCGUCACCCUCGACAACUGGGACUCUGACCAAGUGGAGCUGAUGCAGGGGAUUGGCAACAGCAGGGCUAAGGAGAGGUAUGAAAUGAACGUUCCUCCGUUCUACAGACGGCCACAGAAGGAGAGUGUGGAAGUGUUGAAGAAGGAAUGGAUAUUUGCCAAAUACCAGCGCCUGGAAUUCACAGAUGCAGACAAGCAGGACGCUUACAAUUGUGCAAAGAAAGAAGGACUCUUGUUAAAACUUGGUCGUGAUAGAAAACUCUUCCAACAAAGGAAAUUUGUUCUUUCAAGACCAGAAAACAAACUUCAGUAUUUUGUGAUAGAAGACUCCAGCAAAAAACCUAGACCCAAGGCAGAGAUAGACCUAGAUGAGGUCAACGCAGUGUUUGUACCUGAGAAGAUCGGUCACCCCUAUGGCAUGCAGAUCACCUUCUACAAGGAUGGCUCAACCAGAAGCUUAUUUGUACAUUCAGAAAGCUCCAAAGACAUUGUUGACUGGUAUCAUGCUAUCCGCGCAGCCAAGCUGGAACGCAGGAGGAUAGCAUUCCCAGACAGAGAUCUCGACACAUUGGCAGAGGACUUGACACGUGACUUCAUGUUAGAGGGAUGGCUGUACAAGAUGGGACCACGCAAUGAACCUUUCAAGAGGCGGUGGUUCACACUAGACAAGCGCAAACUCAUGUAUUAUGAAGACCCACUGAAUGCUUUUCCUAAAGGAGAGAUUUUCAUUGGUCAUCGUGACGCAGGGUACCAUGUGACUACUGGGACUACGGAGGACAAGCCAACAGGGGGCAGUCCAUUCUGCUUCACACUACACACGCCAGACAGGAAGUUUGUGUUGAAGGCCGAGUCUAAAGAAGAGAUGGACAAAUGGGUUGACAUGCUCAAUAAAGUGAUCGACAUGCCCCUUACCCCCCAGGACAGUAAACUUGCUGCCAUUCUUGUUCCAAAGAAGUCCAACUCCAUUCGGCUUAUUAAGCGGUAGAAGCCUGAGUUUUGUUACUAUUUAUCAUCAUAUCGAAGUCAAGACAUUGAGGUCAACAACCACUAAUGUGUGGAGUGAUCUCCCUUGACAGGUUGGGCAACAUGGACAGCAUGGUAACAAAUAGGAGCAAAUGUUGCCAUGAUAAACAUGUCUGAAGUAAGAAAUUGUGACCGUGAUGGUGGUAUUUUGAUAAAGUGUCCAGAAUUUGGGUGGCAUAUACAGAAGGAGAUUACUUAUUUACAGUUGGUGUGAAGAGGUGGUGGAUGUGAGAUGUGGAUAAACAAAACUUACUAUAUUUAUGCAUUGUGUUAUUGUGUAGAUACAUAUAACAAUUACUUGCUAAUGUUGGAAAUGCAUGUUAAAUGUCACAGUUAAUUCUGUACAUCUGAGGAGAGAGGCUUACAGGGUCUUGGCACAUUCUUAGAAUUUAGAUGGCUAUGGAUUUGUAAGAACCAUACUGUCUACAUACAACAUGUAUUUUCCAGUAUUUUGUUAUGACUGUGUUAUUUCACAUUAUCAUGGUAGGCAAUAACAAAGGUGAUUUUCAGGUCACAAGGCUUUAACUCCAUUUUUUCUCUGUAGGCAGAAAAUAUAUUAAAACAAGGAGAGAAAACUGUUUGCUCCCCAAUCAAUCUGGACAACUAGUAACAAGUCCUGAUGUUCACCAAAAGGAAACUAAAAUUAUUGAUCACCCUGAAUUGUUUACAUUAUUUAAGUGAACAUAUUUCUAAAAUGAUAUGUCCUUACAGUGUAAAAAUAUAAUCUGAAAUCUGUGUGAUUGGAAUAUGUCAUUCUUGUAUAUAUAAAUUAAUGUUUCUCCUGUAUAUAUGUGAGUAUUUGAUGUAGUCAUGAAGUUCUUGUAUUGCCUGGUUUACAAUGUCUGCUUAAGACCAAUGCUACAGAUAGAAAUAUGUCCUUCCUCGGAGUUAGAAAUGAGACAAAACUUACUAAUAUUAUACUUAGGUGGGUUUACUCAAUAGAAUUCAUUAGCAAGUACAUCACACCCAGUAUCAGAUACACCUUAUACCAUGUAGACUGUCAAGUGGCCAGUCUUUCAGUUUAAUGUCACUAAAUCACACUGGAAUCAAAGAUAACUUGAUGACUAUCUGAGUGAGGCACUAUCAGAGGAACCUGUAUAAAGGAAGUGUAAUCACCGGGACAAAUGUUUUGUAAAUGUCUUGUUCAUGUACUUUUCAAAACCAAUGCAAUGUGUUGUGUUUCCAAGAUUUGCUAUUCAUAAUUCCAAUGGUGCCAUAUUUAUUAUCACAUCUAUAUCCCUUUCAGUGUUUGUGACAUUUUGACUCUUUGUACAAUACUCAAGGGCCUAGCUUGAAUGUUGAGCAGGAAUAGCAAAGCCAAGGACAGCACAGAUAUGGUUCCAUUUGCAGACCAAUCCUGACGUGCUGAGUUUCCGUUAGGGUCAGUGUGGAGAGACCCAGAAGGGCUCCCAACAACAUUGGAGGAAAAAACUGUCAGUAUUUAAACAUAGGUACUUUUCAUUAAAUAUAAGUUGCUUUGCCACCACAGAGUUGAUUAAAUGGCCAUAGGGAAGAUUAACAAAACUACCUCCUUCGAACUCCUGGCUCCAUCUUCCAACACAUGAUAACCACACUUCAGUUAUUCAGACGUAACAUUUUGCUGUAGUUGGACAGUCCGUAUUCUAGACAGAGGAACAGUGUGGCACAUCAGCCUGGAUAACAAUGCUGUCAGGAAAUGUAUGGGAAGUUGGUUGUUUUUCUCCAAUGUUUGUGAUGAAGAUAGGCGGGUCAGGCUAGGUCCUUUGGCUGAUGUUAGUACGGCAGUAGUGGUUGUGAGUUGAUUGUUAAUGUGUCUACCUUAUUAACCUCCUUACAUAUCGGACCCUCCAUACUGUGGUUCUCUAGUCUAUUGGUAGACAGUAUGAAUAUGACACAACAUCAAAUCCUAAAAUUCUGACAGGCCAUUGUUGUCUUAUUUUAAAGAUGAGCAUGUCCUAAAUGUGAACAGGUUUCUAAAGGUUCCUUUACCAUGUUUACACACCAGUAAAUGAAUGUGGCACUUCAGGCCUGUCCUGUGUUGAGUACCGGCUACAUUAAUGAACAUUGAUAAUUCUAGCAACUCGCCUGAAUAAGACUACAUAUAGACUAACUGUCCCAAUUAAGAGAAAGUCGUUCUGAAAGGUAACCUUUCAUACAUCGGGCAGCGGUGUGUACAGAUGUAGGUUUAUGUUGAGACAGGUUCCCUAAAAUAAUUAAAAUGAUUUUCGGUAGUGUCCUGUCAUUUGCAGAGUUGCCAUUUUUUAAUUCAAAUUUACAAAUUACUCAUUGCUGAAAUCUUGAAGGUCCAGAGCACUGUUCUGUUGUGUGAUGUUCUAUUCUCAAACAACACAUCACUUGAUCUCUGCUCACAGACUUCAAGUGAAUGGGGGAAAUAUUUCUUUCUGAUCAGUUACUUUAGUGACCAUGACUCAUCUUGUGUUUGUGUCAGGCCAAUCAGAGUUCUUGUUUCUUGGGCUUGGAGAUAACCACAACUUUUACAAAAGUGUUUAGCUGACAAUGUUCUUAUUUCAAACAUCUUUUUGUUAUAUUUUUAAAACCUAGUCCAAGAAUGUUUGGAGACAAUUAAUCUUAAAUCCACCCUGGAAUUUCUGUAAACCAACACAUCAAAUUGUCUGACCAUAUUGUCAUUUUAUGAUGUAGUUUACAAUAAUUUAAUAAUCAUCAUCAAUCUUCUUCAUUUUAUUAACAUUAGGAAAGUGCUUAAUUUUGAAGUCACACAAUUGUAACAUGAAUUAACAUCAAUGCAGAUUUUCAAAAUCACAAGAGACUAUUAAUGACCCAUGUUAUUUUUUUACCGUGAUCCUAUGAAGUUAUGUACCAGUCAAUACAUCAACCAAGUAUUACUUGCAUUUACAUAAUUGUAAAAUUACAAACAUACAUACCUCAAUGUGCAUAUGCUAGAAGUGAGGCCAGUCACAUUAUUCAAGCUUUUAUGUAAAUAUGUAUUAAACAUACUUCUCAAGGCAAUUAACUACAAGGUAAUUAAGUCAAUGAUAUUUCAUUGAUAUUUCAUUCUGUUUGUAAGAUGUUGUCUUACUGAGAUACCUUUGCACUGAGGUUAAAGACAAAUAACUUUGAAAAAGUAAUCCUUAUAACAGAGGUAGGUGCUCAGUGAUAUCCCAGACAUGUUAUCGUUGAUUGUGUGACUUUGCACUAGAAAUAUAAUUUCGGUUUUGGAAAUGUUUAGUAUGUGAGGUCUACAUAUAAUGAAAGUUUAAGUGUUUAAAGGUCAGAUUAUUUGUAUGAAAGACCUGCUUGGUGCCGUUUGUUGGGGCCUCAGUUCGUCAACUGUAAUCUUCCUUCAAACUAUGUAGUGGAAUCAAAACCAUGUGUUAUGUUGUUUUUCCAUUAUUUGUUUUUUGUCAUACAUUCAAUAUAUUUUACAUUCCUACCUAAAAAUUGUGCUUGAUUGAUCAUGUUGACCACAUUUCUGAUGAUUUUAUGUAUAGUUUUAUUAUUGGUACAUGUUUUUUCUCCAGGGCUCUCAUUUGGGUAAACUACACAAACUCUUGGAUCCAUUCCUGUGAUUCUCAUGAUUGCAAAUUACCCACCCCGGUCACAUUUUAUCAACCAAUCAAACGUCAAGAUAAGGAAACAGGUAUAGGAGGUAACACAUAUUGCCUAGAAACCAAAGCCACCCCCGUUUAAAUGGACUUGAAGAAACCUUUCUAUCAAAAAGAUUUUUGAGGGUCUUCAUUUGCAUGUCUGUCAGUUUUUCAAUGUUGAAUUUCUCGUAAAGUCUAUUGUAAUCAGUGGGCCUGGUCACCAUGUUGAUAUCGCAAACCCAAUAUUUAGACUGGGUUGUAACUGCAUUCUGAUUGGUCCAUUAGACUGAAUAGCGUAGCAAAUCAAAGGCGGGUAAUUUGAGAUUGCUAGAACCCAGGACUGGAUCCAGGGGUUUAGUGCAGGUUUACCAGAUAUGCGAACCCUGGAGGUAUAGGAUUUUUUCUUUAUUGUAAUAUUAUUUUAGUCCUGCCAUAUCUAUGGUAAAUCUGAACAGUGCAUGCUUUAAGUGAUGUUGACAACCCACACCAUAGGCAGGGAAACGGCAAUAUGAAUAACUGUUUCUUUCAGAUUGUGGAUACAUAGUUUAACAUAAUUGAAAAUAAGAGUGGCAGUUGAUAAUAUAGGCAAUAUGCACAUUGAAGGACUCACUGAGUUUUUGAUACUUUGAUAUCAGCAUCUGUAUGUAACUGUGUAAUUGUUUUGAGUUGGAUGUUGGAUGUUGCAUCAGCAAUGUUUCAGCAGUACAGUGGCUGCUGAUCAGAUCCAGCUAUUGUGUAAAUUCAUGGACACCUCUUAUAUUACAUUAUGAACAUAAGAGAAUGGUGUUCUUCCUACAUUGAAUACUGGCAUAUUUAGCCAUUAUCAUUUAAAAGCAGUUAGGAUUAUUUCAUAGACGAGCUAUAAGACAUAAUGUCCACAAUUUAUGAUAAGACCACACGUAAUUACCAUAAUGACUUGAGAUUUAAACUGUUUUUCAUUUCUUAUCAAGCUUUUUCAAGUUUAUUUUACAAUUGUUUUGAACAAAUCUUCUGUUGGAAUAAAAUUGUAAAAUCUUUUAUAAGAUAUUCCUCGUUGUUUGAAUGUCUGUCCCCUAGAUAGUGCUACAGAGAAGUGUAAGUAACUAGGACAAUAGGUUCCUUUACUUAGCCAAUAUUUUGAAAUACUGACCACUGUUUGUACUUUUUACGCAUGAGCAUAUAAUUACAGUGUUGUUGUAAAAUAUUCACUUUGCCUAUUCUUUAUGUGAUGACAUCAUCAGACCACCAAGAUAUGCUGUCACAUCCCUGAACACUGAAGUGCUAUGGUUAAUUAGUUGUGUGUUUUGGUAUUGAAGUGUAUAGAAUUGGGACACUAUUUAUUACCACAGAUUUCAUUUGGUUAUUACCAUUCACAGGUAUCAUGAUUAUGUUUGGUGAGUUUUUUAUGACUGAUUAUUUGUUGCCAUUUACAAAUUACAUUUUCCCACCAGCAUAACUACAGUAAGGUCAGGGUCACAAGAUACUGCUCUGCCAUAUCACAAAAAUAAUACUCUGACAUAAUAUUUGUUGUCAGUGAUAAUCAUGGGUAUAGUGUGUGAAUGAGUGAAUAGUUUUCCUACAUGUAGCAAUACUGACAGGUAGAGUCAGCCCUGGAUAUUAAAGUCUGGUAUAACAAGUCCGAUAUAACAAGUUGGCUAUAACUAAUAUAUUCAUGCAAACUGUGCCUCCUUUUCUGAGCUAUGUUGUCCCUGGCCCUGUAUUUCUGAUGCCUGGCCUAUCAGGUUAUGGGCUACUCGACCUAUAUGUGAUGAAUCCGAAUCUGACUAAGGGCAGUGAUGAACAGAGAUGUGUCAGAUGGACAUUGUUAAUGUCAGUUCGGAGUGACAUUCAGGUGAUGCACCUGGGUGUUAGUCAGAUACCUUAGGAGAGCCAAAAGAGUAACACCCAACCAUUGUUAUUAUUCAUGGGAAUUGCUGAUGGCAAAUAGUGUCCCCCACGUUGCCUCUUGAGUUGCUUAUAUCCAGAGUUGACUCCAUAUCCUGGUGGCUAUGACCCCUUGGAGAUUUAGGGCAGACUAGGUCCCCAGUACCCCCAUGCUUGUUGUAGAGGCCAACUGAUGAGGCUAUACCGGUACUCACUCACCCCAAUGUAACGUCAGGACUGGAGAAAGCAGGGGGGGUGGGGAGGGGAUCAAUAACGUUCACAGUAAGAACAUUGUGGCCCUGAAAACAAUGUACAGUCCAUACUGUAUAUCCCUUAAUUGAAUAGACUGCUCUGCACGUGGCUCCCUACUCAUCGCUGUGCAUGGACCUGUUUUUACAUAUACUGAACAAAAGUUAGGGAUCCAAAAUAUAUUUAUAUGCAGAAAUAAUUUAUUAAACAGAAACUCAGUUUUCAUUACAAAACAGUAUCCCCAAAAAUAUGGAUGAUCCCUAACUUUUUUGCUGGAGUAUAUUAGAGCGUGGGGUAUAAACCACAAGACAAGACAAGAUGCAUUCCCCGGCCAGAGCGAGUGUUUGAGGAUGAGCCUGUGCCUGCAACACUACAGUAUGUAUUAAGUUCAAUGCCCUAACAAGGGAUAGUUAAGACAUAGUCUUGCCAGGGACCCCCAUCCAAGCAGUAUAUAUAUAUAGAACUGCCUUCCAUUGUAACCGCCGACCCUAGUUGCUUUUCCAAUAUGCAGCCUCUGGGGACCUAGUAUCGCCACUUGGAAAAGGAGAACAAGAUAAGGUAAGGAUGAGUUGGGUGAGACUGGAUUAAAUGUGUUGAUUCAACAGGUGCUUUUUUUUAUUGAAUAUUAUGUGAAGAUCCCCUGAACAAUAUCAAUAGCUUUGCCUUUUGUUUCAGAUUAUUUAAAGUUUGUAAUGCUUUGUAAUCAAUUCCUGCUAAUAAGAAACACAAUUUUUAUGUGGACCAUUUAUACUUCACAUACACCCCCUUCUUGUGAGUUGUGGGUAUUCUACUUGAAUAUAACACUGUCAUGACAGAUAAUGGGGUAUUGUUAUUUGAAAUACCUUGGUUUUAUUGACUUUGUAUGUAAGGCUUUAUGAACACAUGCUUGACUUUGUGAGAAAUACAUUUUCAAUAUACAGGUUGUACAUUUCUGAUCUUUACAAACCUUGUAUAAUAUCUUUUUGUAAAUAAAUCAUACAACAAC
Molecule: messenger RNA, 7883 nt
Organism: Haliotis rufescens (red abalone)
Lineage: Eukaryota; Metazoa; Mollusca; Gastropoda; Lepetellida; Haliotidae
Product: arf-GAP with dual PH domain-containing protein 1-like
Exons: 9
Coding region: 46-1203 (385 amino acids)
Biological process (GO): positive regulation of GTPase activity
Cellular component (GO): plasma membrane; intracellular membrane-bounded organelle
Molecular function (GO): GTPase activator activity; phosphatidylinositol bisphosphate binding
Source: RefSeq, a predicted model, not a curated record